CCUUCUUCCUUUCUUGCAAGAAAAAACCGUCUUUCUUUGUCUGCCUCUCUUUCAUUAUCUUCGCCACUCACAACUCGAUUGACUAGAGUAUGUGGGGUUUCUUUCCGGUGAAUACGUUAGGAACGAUGCGAGUCUUCAAGAUUCACAGUAUUUGCUUUUCAGUGGAUUUGGACACUGGCUGGGAGGAGGAUUCUUCUUUGCUGUAGACAGUAGAUUCGUGUGGAAUUAAACUGUUUUUCGGAGAAACUAUAAUAAAUCUCAGGGUGUUUUGCUUGAACAGCAUUUGGUUCUUGACAUUUUCUCCAUUUAAUUCGUUUGAUCUUCAAUAAGUUUGUGCAUUUCAUUCAGUGGAUUGCUUGAAAUUUGGUAUUGGUUUUGGGCCAUUUUCUCUUACAGAUCGAUCAGGUUUCAUCCAGGAGCCUUAACAAAAGACAUGUUGCGGUGCAAGAUGAAUCCCUCUUCUCCAACCUUCCUGUAUUUCUCUAUUUAUAUUAGGCCACGGUAUCGCCAUUCCAAAGGAGGGAACCCUUCGGUGGUGAAGUUGCAGAGCUACAAUGAAGGAGGAUGAUGAUGCACAACGCACAAAGAAAUGGGUAAGCAACAUGGGACAGAAUCCUAUUCCUAACUUCCCAAUCGGUCUUCUCUUACACGUGUGAAUAUCGUUACACGAACUAGGUACAGGUGUCAUGUCCAUAUUGGGUAACCAGCAACGUUUUUUUUUUGGUAAUCGCCAGCAACGUUUACUCGCAGAUAAAAAAGUCGUCGAAUGGAUUGUAAUUUGUAAAUUUGUAGUAGUGUUCUGGUCAAUUAUAGUUGUCUAGAUACAUUUUAUCUGCUCUCUCUCUCUCCCCCAUCUCUCUAAUACCCAAAAGAAAAAAGAAAAAAUUAUAUUUAAUUUAUCUACUCUUCAAGUCUCAAUUGGGCUUUGAUAUCCACUGCUCCAAAGAAAACUCCCAUCACUCUCUCUGAUACUCUCAGCAGGUUUUAUUAAAUGCAGGUCCACCCUUCAAUUCAAACAAGUAAAACCUUAAAUAUGUAUGUCCCAUACUGUAAAGAAAAGAAGAUGUAUUGUACUACUACAGACAUAGAUUGAGGGUGUGUAUCAUGUGACGUGAUCUACCUCUGUUUCCUCCCUUCUUGAAAAGCAAGAAACCAACUAACCCACCCACCGUUUGCUUUUGUCGUCUAUAUUUUCCUUUUCUUCAUGCAAUUCCCUUUCUUCAAUGGCAUCAAGCGCAUCAAGAUUCAUCAAAUGUGUUACAGUUGGAGAUGGGGCUGUUGGGAAAACCUGCAUGCUUAUCUGCUACACAAGUAACAAAUUCCCUACCGACUAUAUACCAACGGUUUUCGAUAAUUUCAGCGCCAAUGUGGUCAUCGAAGGAACUACUGUCAAUUUGGGCCUCUGGGAUACUGCUGGGCAAGAGGAUUAUAAUAGAUUAAGGCCCUUGAGCUACAGAGGAGCGGAUGUGUUUGUCUUAGCAUUCUCUCUGGUUAGCCGUGCAAGCUAUGAGAAUGUACUCAAAAAGUGGAUCCCAGAACUGCAACAUUUUGCUCCUGGAGUUCCAGUUGUUCUUGCCGGCACUAAAUUGGUAUACAAUGGAUUCUCAGAUCUUCGUGAAGACAGGCACUAUUUGGCUGAUCAUCCUGGAUUGGUGCCUAUAACCACUGCACAGGGAGAGGAACUCCGGAAACAGAUAGGUGCUGCUUAUUACAUUGAGUGCAGCUCAAAAACUCAGCAGAAUGUAAAAGCAGUUUUCGAUGCUGCAAUCAAGGUAGUUAUUAAGCCACCGCAAAAACAGAAGGAGAAGAAAAGAAAACCACAACAAGGAUGUUCACUUUUGAACGUCUUUUCUGGGUGGAGGUUUACAUGCUUCAAUUGAAGUUCAUCUUUCUUGCCAACGUUUUAGCAAAUAGUCACAUGGUCUGUUACCUUACAUUGCUUUCUGAAAUUUCUCCACUAUGUGUUGUUAAUGCUCCCAGAUUACCAUGAUCGUGAUUCUACAUGCAUUUAUUCUGAUAGAAAUGAACAUUCUUACCUCAACAAACUCACACACAGUGAUUGGUUAAUAUUUCUCAUAUUUAUGUUCCUACUGCUGGAGUAAAAAGGGAUGGUGCCUCUGACACCUAACUUACUUGUUUCUGCAGUGUAAAACGAUGGAGUGUUUUUUAAUACUUCCUUUUGUAUAUCUUUUAACAAUGAGAAAUACAUUACAAGUUUGUGUUAUAUGAAUUUUUAAUUGCAAUACAGUAUUUAAAACAACAGAAAAAGGAUGUUCGAUUAGCAUUUUGACCUUU
Nelumbo nucifera (sacred lotus) is the source of this 2295-nucleotide messenger RNA. Its product is annotated as rac-like GTP-binding protein 3. Gene Ontology annotation, molecular function: GTP binding; GTPase activity. Lineage: Eukaryota; Viridiplantae; Streptophyta; Magnoliopsida; Proteales; Nelumbonaceae. Gene Ontology annotation, biological process: small GTPase-mediated signal transduction. The record is from RefSeq and is a predicted model, not a curated record.